AUGGGCGAGGCCAAACGGGCGGGGCUGCUGGCGGAGAAAAAACAGGACGAGGGAGCGACGGGCGCCGCCAACAAAAACAUCCUCUUCAAGGAGUGCAAACACGCAAACGAGUUCCGGGAGACCUUCAUCAACGUCGAGACGGACUACAGCCUCGACAGUGAAAAGGAAAAAAACAACAUCCCCCUGCUCAAGGUGUUUAAAAAAAAGCUAAGGGAAGAGAAGGCCUGCACCCGAGCGCUCAUCACCUUCCAAACGUCCAAGGAAGAGAGUAGGAGGAGCUGCCUAAAGGAGCAUCUGCUGAAGGUUCUUAAGCAAGACCACAAUCGAGUCAUCACGGGUGCCUGCAUCUUCGUGCACGGACACUCCAUCAUGCUGUUAGAAUCUUUGGAAACGAAAAAGGUAUUUUCCUUCGUCAGGCAGCUAAACGGGGUGAAGGAUGUGGCCGGGGUGCAGGUCCUUUACUUCAGCGAGCUGAAUAAGAAGAGCGUCACGGACGACUUCGCCUUCUUCCAUUACAACAAGGAGCAGCCCAAGGGCGCGCCCCUCUCCGGCGAGUGCAACUACGUGGACGAGGUCUGGGAGCUCUACAUCAACACCCUGCAGUUCUGCUGCCUCGCGAAGAACAGCGCCGAGCGCCAGGGCAUCUUCGACAGAAACGAAAACAUUAAGAAGAACUUCGCCCUGCUGCCCCACCUGUACAGCGACGCCGCGAGGCAGUACGUGUGGACCGCCGACGAGUUCAUCUCCUUCUUCAUGAAAGAGUUCCAGCUUCCCGUGGACGACUUCUCCGACGACUUUUUGGACCUGUGA
Molecule: messenger RNA, 810 nt
Organism: Plasmodium vivax (malaria parasite P. vivax)
Lineage: Eukaryota; Apicomplexa; Aconoidasida; Haemosporida; Plasmodiidae
Exons: 3
Coding region: 1-810 (269 amino acids)
Source: RefSeq, a predicted model, not a curated record